AUGCAGGCCCAGAUCGAGGAGAAGGCGCGCAAGUGGCAGGCCCUCAACCGCAAGCGCUUCAGCCACAAGCGGAAAUUCGGCCACACAGAGCCGCAGAAGGCCGACAUGCCCCCGGAACACGUCCGGAAGAUCAUCCGCGACCACGGCGACAUGACGAGCCGCAAGUUCCGCGCGGACAAGCGCGUGUACCUCGGCGCGCUCAAGUACGUCCCUCACGCCAUCUUCAAGCUCAUGGAAAACAUGCCAAUGCCGUGGGAGGACGUCAGGUAUGUCAAGUGCCUGUACCACGUGACGGGGGCGAUUACGUUCGUGAACGAGGUCCCGCGGUGCAUCGAGCCGGUGUACCUGGCGCAGUGGGGCACGAUGUGGAUCAUGAUGCGGCGGGAGAAGCGCGACCGGCGGCACCUGAAGCGGAUGCGCUUUCCGCCGUUUGACGACGAGGAGCCGCCGCUGGACUACGCGGACAACAUCCUGGACGUGGACCCGCUCGAGGCGAUCCGCAUGGACCUCGACGAGGACGAGGACGGCCCCGUCGCGGAGUGGCUGUACGAGCACAUGCCCCUGCGCUUCACCAACAUGGUCAACGGGCCCAGCUACAAGAAGUGGCGGCUGCCGCUGCCGAUCAUGGCCACGCUGUACCGCCUCGCGGGGCAGCUCCUGUCGGACCUGACGGACAUGAACUACUUCUACUUGUUCGACUUCGACAGCUUCGUCACCGCGAAGAGUCUCUCGAUGGCCAUUCCGGGUGGCCCCAAGUACGAGCCGCUGUUCCGGGACAUGGACACGCGCGACGAGGACUGGAACGAGUUCAACGACAUCAACAAGCUCAUCAUCCGGACGCCGAUCCGCACGGAGUACCGCGUGGCCUUCCCGCACCUGUACAACAACCGCCCGCGCAAGGUGCGGCUGGCCGAGUACCACUCGCCGGCGGUGAUGUACAUCAAGACCGAGGACCCGGACCUCCCGGCGUACCACUACGACCCGCUCAUCCACCCGAUCCCCUUCUACAAGACCGGGACCGACCAGAAGAUGGGCGACGACGCCGACUCGGACGACGACGACGACGACGACUUCGAGCUCCCCGAGCACGUCGCGCCCUUCCUCGCGGAGCAGCCGCUGUACACGGACACCACCGCGUCGGGCCUCGCGCUGUUCUGGGCGCCGCGGCCCUUCAACCUGCGCGAGGGCCGCACGCGGCGCGUGAUCGACGUGCCGCUCGUGUCGACGUGGUACCGCGAGCACGUCCCGGCCGGGUACCCCGUCAAGGUCCGCGUGUCGUACCAGAAGCUGCUCAAGACCUGGGUGCUGAACAAGCUGCACGCGCGCCCGCCCAAGGCGGUGAAGAAGCGCAGCCUGCUCAAGGGCCUCAAGGCGACCAAGUUCUUCCAGCAGACGGAGCUGGACUGGGUCGAGGCGGGCCUCCAGGUCUGCCGGCAGGGCUUCAACAUGCUCAACUUGCUCAUUCACCGCAAGAACCUCAAUUACCUGCACCUGGACUACAACUUCAACCUGAAGCCCGUGAAGACGCUCACGACCAAGGAGCGCAAGAAGUCCCGCUUCGGCAACGCGUUCCACCUCUGCCGCGAGAUCCUGCGCCUCACCAAGAUGGUAGUCGACGCCAACGUGCAGUACCGCCUGGGCAACGUCGACGCGUACCAGCUCGCGGACGGGCUGCAGUACACGUUCAGCCACGUCGGGCAGCUCACGGGGAUGUACCGGUACAAGUACAAGCUGAUGCGCCAGAUUCGGAUGUGCAAGGACCUGAAGCACGUGGUGUAUUACCGCUUCAACACGGGGCCGGUCGGGAAGGGCCCCGGCGUGGGGAUGUGGGCGCCGAUGUGGCGCGUGUGGAUGUUCUUCCUCCGCGGCAUCGUCCCGCUCCUCGAGCGCUGGCUCGGGAACCUCCUCGCGCGGCAGUUUGAGGGGCGGCAGAGCAAGGGGGUGGCCAAGACGGUGACGAAGCAGCGGAUCGAGUCGCACUACGACCUGGAGCUGCGCGCGGCGGUGAUGCACGACAUCCUCGACAUGAUGCCCGAGGGCGUGAAGCAGAACAAGGCGCGCGUGAUCCUGCAGCACCUGUCGGAGGCGUGGCGCUGCUGGAAGGCCAACAUCCCGUGGAAGGUCCCGGGGAUGCCGGCGCCGAUCGAGAGCAUGAUCUGCCGGUUCGUGAAGAGCAAGGCGGACUGGUGGACGAACGUCGCGCACUACAACCGCGAGCGCAUCAAGCGCGGCGCCACCGUGGACAAGACGGUCUGCAAGAAGAACCUCGGGCGGCUCACGCGGCUGUACCUCAAGGCCGAGCAGGAGCGCCAGCACGGGUACCUCAAGGACGGGCCGUACAUCAGCCCCGAGGAGGCCGUUGCGAUCUACAGCACCAUGGUCCACUGGCUGGAGUCGCGCAGCUACCAGCCCAUCCCCUUCCCGCCGCUCAACUACAAGCACGACGUCAAGCUGCUCAUCCUCGGCCUCGAGCGCCUCAAGGAGCAGUACAUGGCCGCCGUGCGGCUCAACCAGACGCAGCGCGAGGAGCUCGGGCUCGUGGAGCAGGCCUACGACAACCCGCACGAGUGCCUCUCUCGCAUCAAGCGGCAGCUGCUCUCGCUGCGGUCCUUCAAGGAGGUCUCGAUCGAGUUCAUGGACCUGUACACGCACAUCAUCCCCGUGUACGAGAUCGAGCCGCUCGAGAAGAUCACCGACUGCUUCCUAGACCAGUACCUGUGGUACGAGGGCGACCGGCGGGGGCUGUUCCCGAACUGGAUCAAGCCCGCGGACACGGAGCCGCCGCCGCUGCUGGUGUACAAGUGGUGCCAGGGCAUCAACAACCUCACGGACGUGUGGGAGACGGGCAGCGGCGAGUGCGUGGUUCUGCUGCAGAGCACGCUGGAGAAGAUGUACGAGAAGAUCGACCUGCGGCUGCUGAACAAGCUCCUGCGGCUGAUCUGCGACCACAACCUCGCGGACUACAUGACCUCGAAGAACAACGUCGUGAUCGCCUACAAGGACAUGCAGCACACGAACAACUACGGGCUGGUGCGGGGGCUCCAGUUCGCGUCGUUCAUCACGCAGUACUACGGCCUCAUGAUCGACCUCCUCCUCCUCGGCCUCACGCGCGCGUCGGAGAUCGCCGGGCCGCCCAAGGCGCCCAACGAGUUCCUGUCGUUCCGCGACCCCGCCGCGGAGACCAGCCACCCGAUCCGGUUCUACCAGCGGUACAUCGACCGGAUCCACGUGCUCUUCCGAUUCACGGCGGACGAGGCCAAGGACCUCAUCCAGCGCUUCCUGACGGAGAACCCGGACCCGAACAACGAGAACGCCGUCGGGUACAACAACAAGAAGUGCUGGCCGCGGGACGCCCGCAUGCGGCUCAUGAAGCACGACGUCAACCUGGGCCGUGCGGCGUUCUGGGACAUGAAGAACAGGCUCCCGCGGUCGAUCUCGACGCUCGAGUGGGACAACUCGUUCGUGUCGGUGUACUCGCGCGACAACCCGAACCUGCUCUUCUCGAUGAACGGCUUCGAGGUCCGCAUCCUCCCGCGCUGCCGCAUGUCGGCCGAGGGCCUGGCGCACAAGGACGGCGUGUGGGCCCUCCAGAACGAGGCCUCGAAGGAGCGCACCGCGCAGGCCUUCCUGCGCGUCGACGACGACGGCAUGAAGGUCUUCGAGAACCGCAUCCGGCAGGUCCUCAUGUCGUCCGGCUCCACGACGUUCACCAAGAUCGCCAACAAGUGGAACACUGCGCUCAUCGGCCUCAUGACGUACUACCGCGAGGCCGUCGUGCACACCCAGGAGCUCCUCGACCUGCUCGUGAAGAACGAGAACAAGAUCCAGACGCGCAUCAAGAUCGGCCUCAACUCGAAGAUGCCGUCGCGCUUCCCGCCCGUGGUCUUCUACUCGCCCAAGGAGAUCGGCGGCCUCGGGAUGCUCUCGAUGGGCCACAUCCUGAUCCCGCAGGCCGACCUGCGGUACUCGCAGCAGACGGACACGGGCGUCACGCACUUCCGCGCCGGCAUGACGCACGAGGAGGACCAGCUCAUCCCCAACCUGUACCGGUACAUCCAGCCGUGGGAGUCGGAGUUCACGGACUCGCAGCGCGUGUGGGCCGAGUACGCGCUCAAGCGGCAGGAGGCGCAGGCGCAGAACCGCCGUCUCACGCUCGAGGAUCUCGAGGAUUCGUGGGACCGGGGAAUUCCGCGCAUCAACACGCUGUUCCAGAAGGACCGGCACACGCUGGCGUACGACAAGGGGUGGCGCGUGCGGAUGGACUUCAAGCAGUACCACGUGCACCGCAUGAACCCGUUCUGGUGGACGCACCAGCGGCACGACGGCAAGUUGUGGAACCUGAACAACUACCGCACGGACGUGAUCCAGGCGCUCGGGGGCGUCGAGGGCAUCCUCGAGCACACGCUCUUCAAGGGCACGUACUUCCCGACGUGGGAGGGGCUCUUCUGGGAGAAGGCGUCGGGCUUCGAGGAGUCGAUGAAGUUCAAGAAGCUCACGAACGCGCAGCGCACGGGUCUGAACCAGAUCCCCAACCGCCGCUUCACGCUGUGGUGGUCGCCGACCAUCAACCGCUCCAACGUCUACGUGGGCUUCCAGGUGCAGCUCGACCUGACGGGGAUCUUCAUGCACGGGAAGAUCCCCACGCUCAAGAUCUCCCUCAUCCAGAUCUUCCGCGCCCACCUGUGGCAGAAGAUCCACGAGGCCGUCGUCAUGGAUCUAUGCCAGGUGUUCGACCAGGAGCUGGACGCGCUGGAGAUCGAGACGGUGCAGAAGGAGACGAUCCACCCGCGCAAGUCGUACAAGAUGAACUCGUCGUGCGCGGACAUUUUGCUGUUUGCGGCAUACAAGUGGCCGGUGUCGAGGCCGACGCUCAUGGCCGACGCGAACGACGCGUUCGACCAGAAGGCGACGAACAAGUACUGGGUCGACGUGCAGCUCCGGUGGGGCGACUACGACGCGCACGACGUCGAGCGCUACGUGCGCGCCAAGUUCCUGGAUUACUCGACUGACAACAUGUCGAUCUACCCCUCUCCCACGGGCGUCAUGAUCUGCAUCGACCUGGCGUACAACCUGCACUCGGCCUUCGGGAACUGGUUCCCGGGCGUCAAGCCGCUGAUCAUCAAGGCCAUGGCCAAGAUCAUGAAGUGCAACCCCGCGCUGUACGUCCUGCGCGAGCGCAUCCGCAAGGCGCUGCAGCUCUACUCCUCGGAGCCCACGGAGCCGUGGCUGUCGUCGCAGAACUACGGCGAGCUCUUCUCGAACCAGAUCGUGUGGUUCGUCGACGACUCGAACGUGUACCGCGUGACCAUCCACAAGACCUUCGAGGGCAACAUCACGACCAAGCCCAUCAACGGCGCGAUCUACAUCUUCAACCCGCGCUCCGGCCAGCUGUACCUCAAGAUCAUCCACACGUCCGUCUGGGCGGGCCAGAAGCGCCUCUCGCAGCUGGCCAAGUGGAAGACGGCCGAGGAGGUGGCGGCGCUGAUCCGGUCGCUGCCGGUCGAGGAGCAGCCGCGGCGGGUCAUCGUGACGCGCAAGGGCAUGCUGGACCCCAUGGAGGUGCACUUGGUGGACUUCCCGAACAUCGUCAUCACGGGGAGCGAGCUGCAGCUGCCCUUCCAGGCAUCGCUCAAGAUCGAGAAGUUCGGGGACCUGAUCCUGAAGGCGACGGAGCCGCAGAUGAUGCUGUUCAACCUGUACGACGACUGGCUGAAGACGGUGUCGUCGUACACGGCGUUCUCGCGGCUGGUGCUGAUCCUGCGCGCGCUGCACGUGAACACGGAGAAGGCGCGCAUGAUCCUGCGGCCGGACAAGACGAUCGUGACGGAGGCGCACCACGUGUGGCCGAGCCUGUCGGACGCGCAGUGGGUCAAGGUGGAGAUCGCGCUCAAGGAUCUGAUCCUGGCCGACUACGCCAAGAAGAACAACGUCAACGUGGAGGCGCUGACGCAGAGCGAGAUCCGCGACAUCAUCCUCGGCGCGGAGAUCACGCCGCCGUCGGCGCAGCGGCAGCAGAUCGCGGAGAUCGAGAAGCAGGCCAAGCAGGCGGCGCAGACCACGGCGGUGACCACCAAGACGAUGAACGUGCACGGCGAGGAGCUGAUCGUGACGACCACGUCCGCGUACGAGCAGGCGACGUUCGCGACGAAGACGGACUGGCGCGUGCGCGCGAUCAGCGCCACGAACCUGCACCUCCGCGUGUCGCACAUCUACGUCAACUCGGACGACGCCAAGGAGACGGGCUUCACCUACGUGCUCCCGAAGAACCUCCUCAAGAAGUUCAUUACGAUCGCGGACCUGCGCACGCAGGUCGCGGGAUUCAUGUACGGCGUGUCGCCCGAGGACAACCCCCUGGUGAAGGAGAUCCGGUGCAUCGUGCUUCCGCCGCAGUGGGGCAGCCACGCCAAGGUGCAGCUCCCGGAACAGCUGCCGGACCACGACUACCUCCGGGACCUCGAGCCGCUCGGGUGGCUGCACACGCAGCCGAACGAGACGCCCCAGAUGCCGCCCCAGGACGUGGUGGCACACGCCAAGCUGCUGGAGGCGCACCGGUCGUGGGACGGGGAGCGCUGCGUGGACAUCACGUGCAGCUUCACGCCCGGGUCGUGCAGCCUGACGGCGUACAAGCUCACGCCGCAGGGCUACGAGUGGGGUCGCGCAGCCAAGGACGGCGGCGAGACGCACCAGGGGUACGCGCCGGGGCACUACGAGAAGGUGCAGCUGCUGCUGUCGGACCGCUUCAUGGGCUUCUACAUGGUGCCGGAGACGGGGUGCUGGAACUACAACUUCAUGGGCACCAAGUGGCAGUCCAAGAUGCGGUACGGGCUCAAGUUGUCCAACCCCAGGGAGUUCUACCACGAGGUGCACCGCCCCACGCACUUCGUGGACUUUGCGAGCCUCGAGGAGGCCGCGAUCCCCGCCGACCGGGAGGACCACUUUGCGUAG
This is a messenger RNA of Pedinophyceae sp. YPF-701, 6945 nucleotides long. NCBI's taxonomy places the organism in Eukaryota, Viridiplantae, Chlorophyta, Pedinophyceae. The record is from the annotation of a GenBank genome assembly.